Molecule: messenger RNA, 3571 nt
Organism: Osmerus eperlanus (European smelt)
Lineage: Eukaryota; Metazoa; Chordata; Actinopteri; Osmeriformes; Osmeridae
Gene: znf710b
Product: zinc finger protein 710b
Exons: 5
Coding region: 227-2272 (681 amino acids)
Biological process (GO): regulation of transcription by RNA polymerase II
Cellular component (GO): transcription regulator complex; PcG protein complex; chromatin
Molecular function (GO): RNA polymerase II cis-regulatory region sequence-specific DNA binding; DNA-binding transcription factor activity, RNA polymerase II-specific
Source: RefSeq, a predicted model, not a curated record
UUUACUUCUGGCAGUAAGGAGGAGCUCACUUGUUUAUUCAUUCACGUCACCCCUCUUUCAUUCCCUUCUUCCUUCCUUCCUUCCUUCCUGCUACACACAACGGGGACCCACCGUUGCAAACUGUUUUUUUUAUAUAAGAAAUUACAAUAAUUACUUCGCCACCAUACACCGCUUUUGGAACCAGGAGGAGGCGAGCCGGCGCCUGGAUAGAUGUGAGCCCAAGGUGAUGGCCAGGCAGGUGGACGCGGGCACACAGACAGACCCCGUAGUAGUGCUGUCUCUGGCCCAGGCCGCUGUUCUGGGUCUCAUAUCACAGAAUGAAGUAUUUGGUGCCACUAUUGCCCCCAACGGAUUCUACACUGGAGAGCCCAAAGAAUCGCCCGCACCCCCAGUAGACGGAGUCGACUACGAAUACGCAGACCAAUUAAUAGGGGCCAACGGAGACUAUCUCGGAGACAACAUAGGAGAAGAAGGCCACAUGCAGCCCAGUUGCAGCCAGAGGAGGUGGCAGGGGCCUCCCCCAGACGGAAAAAUGGUAGGGCCUGACCGCCAUCCAGGAGUCCACAUAGACGGAUCGUCCCAUGUUAAAGGGGAGGUGGUGAACUCCGGCCUGACGUCCUGUGUUCACAUGCUGAAUAACCUUGCUCCCAGAGGAGGGCUGGUGCAAGUGGACCCGGCGACCCUAAGAGGCGCCCACAAAAACUGCUCCGAGUGUGAGAGGGACGCGCAAACCCAGCAGGCAAACGCUCAUCCACACGCUCCGGCGCAGGUGAGCCACCGAGCAGAGACGGCACACCGGGGUGCGCAGGGGCACCACCGGGGCAUGGGGCCCAGCCGCGGGCGGGUGGAAAACGAGGAGGUGGAGCACGGGAACAGCAUGAUGAAGCCCGGUCAGGAGGAGGAGAUGAGCAGCUACUUCCAGUCGUCCGAGGUGGGGAGCUACGACUCCGGAGAGAUGGGCAUGGCAGGAGACUACGACGAGAACAGCCAGGGCAUGAUGUGGAGCGAGGGCGUGGAGGCGAACGGGAGCGGAGCCAGUGUAGCGCCUCCACCUCACCGGCGCCACGGCGGCCGGAGGGUCGACCGCCUGGACAUUAACAUCCAGAUCGACGAGUCCUACUGCGUGGACGUUGGGGACGGCCUGAAGCGCUGGAAGUGCCGCAUGUGCGACAAGUCGUACACGUCCAAGUACAACCUGGUUACCCACAUCCUGGGCCACAACGGCAUCAAGCCGCACGCGUGCCCCCACUGUGGCAAGCUCUUCAAGCAGCCCAGCCACCUCCAGACCCACCUGCUCACCCACCAGGGCACCAGGCCUCACAAGUGCACCGUCUGCAAGAAAGGCUUCACCCAGACCAGCCACCUGAAGAGGCACAUGCUGCAACACUCGGACGUCAAGCCCUACAGCUGCCGCUUCUGCCGCCGAGGCUUCGCCUACCCCAGCGAGCUGCGGGCCCACGAGGUGAAACACGAGCGAGGCCGCUGUCACGUCUGCUCGCAGUGCGGCAUGGAGUUCCCCACUUACGCCCACCUCAAGCGCCACCAGACCAGCCACCAGGGGCCCCACACCUUUCAGUGCACCGAGUGCAACAAGUCAUUUGCAUACCGUAGCCAGCUGCAAAACCAUCUCCUGAAGCACCAGAGCCCAAGGCCUUACACCUGCUCCCAGUGCGGCCUGGAGUUUGUGCAGCUCCACCACCUCCGGCAGCACUCGCUCACUCAUAAGGGCAUGAAAGGGCACAAGUGUGAUGUGUGUUCACGUGAGUUCACGCUGUCUGCCAACCUGAAGAGACACAUGCUGAUUCAUAACAGCAUCCGGCCCUUCCAGUGUCAUGUCUGCUUCAAGAGCUUCAUCCAAAAGCAGACCCUAAAAACCCACAUGAUCGUCCAUCUACCGGUCAAACCAUUCAAAUGCAAGGUGUGUGGAAAGUCCUUUAACAGAAUGUACAACCUCCUGGGCCACAUGCACCUCCAUGCUGGCAGCAAACCCUUCAAGUGCCCUUACUGCUCCAGCAAGUUCAACCUGAAGGGCAACCUUAGCCGACACAUGAAGGUCAAGCAUGGCAUGGAUGUCUCACCAGAUGGCCCAGAUAACCUUCCUGAAAUGGAAGGCCAGGGGCAAUACUCAGAGGACAACUUUGGCUUUGCAUCACCUGACAGUAUGGACAAUAGCGGCUCUCAAAACCUUACUAAACUUACUACAGCCAACAUGGAUGACAUGGAGGAGUAUUAUAACUUUGGGAAGGACACUAGCAGCUACACUACACCCUAAGUAGUGUAUUCUGGAUUCAGAGAACUUGGAAUUUACGAGACAAAAUGGCUACCCUGGCAGUAAGACAAUGGGUGGGUUUCAGCCCCCUCCAAGAGCCAGAACUAAUGGACCCAAAUUGGGGGUGGGGUGGGGGGGUGGGGGGGGGUUAGGCUCAAGAAGAUGCACUUCAAGGGAGCCAUUUGGGUUUGUCUCUGAUGGGAGCGACUGUGAGACUGUUGACUGUCUGGUGGCUCUAUAAAUAAACGGACCACCAUUUCACUGAACAGUUUGAAAGGACAGUCCAACCUGUACCUUGAUAUGUUGUGUUCUAUGUAUCGAGUACUUAACAUGAAAAAUGUUAAUGGUUUUGCGGAGCCAUCCUACUUAAAUUUGAUGUGCUAGAAGUUUGUUUACCAUUUCAUUAUUCACCAAAAUGUAUGCCCUUAUAUUUUUUAUUGAAGAAAGUGCCAGAUAGUAUUUUCAACAAAACCUACACCCUCUGAAAGAUAUUUAGACACGUACUAUAUGUGUGUAUCAGAUACAAAGUCACAACAUAUUCAGUCAUAGAUUUGAAUGCUUCUCUUACUCAAAACGUCCUAAUAGGUAAGUAGUCACCUUCAUGAGCCAGGAACAGAAGGAGCCUGUUAGUGCACAUGACAUAGGUUUUGUGAGCUGAUGUCAGGGCUCCACUUACCAAAGUUGCUAUUGCUUCAUGUUGGUUACUACUACAACCACUGUCAGCUGACAUGUGAAGCUCUCCUACUGUACAAACAACAUUGCAUUGUUCAGUGUUCACCACCACACCUUUCUUCACUUGAUUUAGCUAUACAUUAAUCCUCCCUGUAGUGGAAAUACUGUGCUAGUUUUUGAAUACUUACUGAUUACAAUGCACUUUUCAUCAAAAGAUUUUCAGUGAAAAUGUUCUUCGAGGUGACCCUGAGAGAACUUGGCCUUUAAGGAAAAGAGGAGCGGGCAUCAAGUGUAUCCCAGUCACCCUUAUGGCAAUAUUCCUUUAUAAAGACAGUUCUGCCUUUUUCAAUAGACUUACCUGCGGUUUUAAUUAUCUUGAACUUUCUUGUUGGUAAAAACAAAUGGUAACUGAGCCAUUUGGAGGGAGAAUGAGUGGUAUGUUUGUUUCAGUUACAGCACUAUGUUUCCGUUUUGGGGAGACACCUUACUCCCCCUGACCUGCCAUGCAGGUCAGCCUUGAUAUGCACACUAAACAUGAGAAAUGGUAUACUAGUCUUUUUGGAAUGAGGAAUAUCAAACUGAAAACCUCAUAGAAAUUGUUAUUUAAUAAAGGUUCUCUAGUUUAAAUGG